Pogonomyrmex barbatus (red harvester ant) is the source of this 1501-nucleotide messenger RNA. RefSeq names its product yellow-f (gene Y-f). The record is from RefSeq and is a predicted model, not a curated record. Gene Ontology annotation, cellular component: extracellular region. Lineage: Eukaryota; Metazoa; Arthropoda; Insecta; Hymenoptera; Formicidae.
UAUACUGUCAUUCUAUCCCGCAUCAUUCGACAGAAGACUACUCUAUCUGUUCAAGCAAAUUCUUUGUAGAUAUGUUCCACUUGCUGGUUUUGAUCUGCCUGACAACCUGCCUGACCAUGACAACUGGUCAUACCUUCAAUACUGUUUAUUCAUGGAGGCAGAUCGAAUUCGAAUUUCCAAAUGAUACCGUCCGAAACGAGUAUAUAGCUUCCGGCGAUUACAUUCCAGAGAAUAACAUGCCAUUAGGUUUGGCCAUUUGGCACAAAAAAAUGUUUGUCACGGUACCGCGAUGGAAAAAAGGUGUUUUAGCCACUUUAAACAGCUUUUCAAUGGACGACAACAAACAUAGUCCAGUCUUAACACCGUAUCCCGAUCUUGAAGCAAACAACAUUAAUUCAUCUGAUGGUCUCGUAAGCAUAUUCCGGGUCAGAAUCGAUAGCUGCGAUCGCAUGUGGGGUCUAGACACAGGAGUAAACGAUAUUUUGGGAGAUACCAAAGUCGUACGACCGAUGAGACUUAUUGUUAUCGAUUUAAAAACAAACAUGAUUAUACGCAAAUAUUCUUUGAAAGAAUCGGAUUUAAAGCCAGAUAGUUUUAUUGCCGACCUUGUAGUUGAUGUUGCACCUGGACAAUGCGACAAAGCGUACGCGUAUAUGAGCGACUUCAGCGAAUAUGGCAUAGUGGUAUAUAGCUGGGAACAGAAUGAUUCUUGGCGGAUUAAUCAUCACUUCUUCCAUUUUGAUCCGUUGAACGGUGAUUACAAUGUAAGCGGUUAUAAUUUCCAAUGGACUGACGGUGUUUUUGGAAUGUCGCUGUCACCGAUUUAUACUGACGGGAAUAAAAUGCUCUAUUUCCAUUCCAUGUCUGGUAUCACGGAAUUUUCCGUACCAACAGAUGUUCUAAAGGAUAGAGGAUUGAGAAAAUCGGAAGUCUAUAAUAAUUUCCAUAUUGUUGGUACCAAGGGACCAUUGACUCAAGGGCCAUCUUCUAUUAUUGAUCCGAAAACAUGUAUCGAUUAUUUUACUCAAGUUAACAGAAACGGUAUCGCAUGUUGGGAUAUCACGAUGAAAUUAAAUCCAAAAACAUUCAAAUUAGUGGCGCAGGACAACACAACAUUGGUGUUUCCUCAGGAUAUAGUUAUCGAUAAUGAGUCUCGAAAAUUAUAUGUGCUUUCUAAUAAUUUACAAAAAUUCACGCACGAUAGUUUAGAUCCGUUAGCGACAAACUUUUUUAUUACUUCAGCUGAUCUCGAGACAUUGACACCUUUAUGUAAAGAUGAUGCAACGAAAUAAUUAAAGAAGAGCAAUAAAAACAUCCUGAAUAUAAUUAUAUGCCUAUAACAUGUCGUAUAUGACAAUGCAUUGACGCACUCUGUAUACUCUGUCUCAUACUCGUACGUAUAAAAUAUCGGAUGUCUCUCAAGUAUAUAUAAAUUUUUAUUAUUACUUUUACCUCAACAUUUGAGUAUAUAAUCGUAAAUAAACAUUUUUCUUCAUUAAAC